This is a messenger RNA of Fusarium odoratissimum NRRL 54006, 3615 nucleotides long. RefSeq lists its product as uncharacterized. Gene Ontology annotation, biological process: intracellular mRNA localization. The coding region runs from base 360 to 1784 and encodes 474 amino acids. The transcript is spliced from 3 exons. Lineage: Eukaryota; Fungi; Ascomycota; Sordariomycetes; Hypocreales; Nectriaceae. Gene Ontology annotation, molecular function: mRNA binding. The record is from RefSeq and is a predicted model, not a curated record. Gene Ontology annotation, cellular component: endoplasmic reticulum; nuclear outer membrane-endoplasmic reticulum membrane network; ribonucleoprotein complex.
GUGAGCUGUAAUACUGAGCGAGACAAUGGCAAGAGAGACAGCUCAGGGGCGCACGGGCCUGCCCUGAGAAUUCACAGCAAGAGACACGGGUCCAGAACUUUACCUCAGAAGCAGAAGGUGAUAGAAUUCCACUGGCCGAGACUGCAUUUGCGCUGCACCGCACCAAACUACUCUACCUAUACCUUACCUUAGCUUUAUUCUGGGGUCGUCGUUUUUUCCCUCCUUUUCGACAACACGUGUCGAACUUUGCUCAAUUUAAGCCUCGCACUUUCACUUCUCCUCGAGCAAUCUCGCUCCUGGUUUCUUGUCUUCCACUUGAUUCAUCUUGGUUCUCGUCUUUGUAUUCUCCUCUCAUCGCAAUGGCCGAAACCGCAACCUCUCCAGCCCCUGCGGCGGACAAGGCCGACAAGCAAGCUAAUGUUCGACCUCCCAAGCCUGAUGAGAAUCUCUUCAAGCAGGAACUCGCAAAGGCUGAGAAGGAGCAUAAGGCUUCAAUGGACCGUCUGGCCGCUGUUAAGGCUAAGAUCGAGAUUGCUAUGCCCAACAAGAACAAGGACCAGCCCAACCCUACCCAAAAGCGACGACAAGAGCUCAUUGCUCAGGCCAACGAGAUUCGACAGAAGCAGGCUGGCGGAAAGAACGCCCGUUCUACUAAGCUCGACCAGAUCAAGCGCCUCGAUGAGCAAGUUCGAAGCCGAAUCAAUGAGCAAAAGGCUGCGAAGAGCAAGGUUCCCUUCAAGAGCCUCGAGGACCUCGACCGCCAGAUUGCUAGUCUGGACAAGCAGGUCAACUCCGGCACCAUGAAGCUGGUAGACGAAAAGAAGGCCUUGUCAGACAUCUCCAGUCUCCGUAAGAUGCGCAAGAACUUCGGACAGCUUGACGAUGCCCAGAAGCAGAUUGAUGACCUCCGCGCCAAGAUUAAGGAGAUCAAGGAUAGCAUGGACGACCCUGAGCAAAAGGCUCUAUCCGACCAGUAUAACAAGAUCCAGGCCGAGAUCGAUGCUAUUAAGGCCGAGCAGGACGAAGCUUACAAGGGUCUUUCCAGUCUCCGUGAUGAGCGCUCCAAGCUCCAGGCCGAACAGCAGGAAAAGUACACCGCUAUCCGUAAGCUCAAGGAUGACUAUUACGGACAGAAGAAGGCAUAUCAGGCCUACGACCGUGAGGCUCGAGAGCGUUACCGCGAGAAGCAAAGGGCUGAGCAGGAGCGUUAUCACCAAGAGCGAAAGAAGGCUGAGGCUGAGCGUCGUCUUGGCGAUGCCAGCGACCCUGCCUACCUCGACGAGAUCCGCCGCGCCAACAGCCUGCUCCAAUUCCUCGAUCCCAACCACAAGGUUGAGAAGGGUCCUCUGAUGGCCGACACAGGUCUCGGUGCUCAGGCCCAACGAAGCGUUGACGAGUCUGGCCUCAAGGGCACCAAACUUCUUCGCAAGGAGGACCGUGAUGAGGAGUACGCGCCUGCCGUGAAGAAGGGUAAGAAGGGCAAGAAGACUGCUCACGGCGGCUCAUCGAACAAGUUCAACGUUCCCCCAGCUGUCGUCGAGGACUGUGCUGCCAUGGGUAUCGACCCUCCUAUGAGUGCUGCCGAUAUCCCUGCUGUCGCUGAGAAGGUCCGUGCCAAGCUCGAUUUCUGGAAGAACGACCAGGAGGCCCAGACACAGCGUAACAUUGAGAAGGCUAAGAAGGAGAUCGCUGAACUCGAGGCCGCUGAGGCUAAUGGCGACAAGGUCGAGCAGACCACUGCUGACCUGAAGGAGACUUCUAUUGCUGACAAGCAGGAGUCGUAAGCUUCCUUCUCAUCGCAACAUUGAUUGCUCGUCGGUAAUAUCCCAUAUCGUCGAUGCUCCCUGGGCUUACAACUUUCUCCUGCGCUCUCUCUCUCUACCUCGCCCCAAUUGAUAUUAUUGUCCUCGUCCUUUCCGAAAUCUGUUGGAAUUCCCCAGCGCCCACUCGGCAUAAAAAUCAAACGUUGAGCCUAUAUCAAACGUUAUUCAAAGUUGUCUUGCCCACCAACUUCAUUGUCUGAGUUACUUCCUGCUUCAUACAUCCCUUCUCCCCCUCUUUCAACGCCACAUGCUCGAAUCUAAAAAGCGCUUUUUUGUGCUGUUUUUGUAAUUAGGCGCAGUUUCUUAUUGAAGUCAUGCGUAAGGAAAAUGACAAAAAGUUGGUUCAAUCUCGUGGUGCAUUGCAUCUAUUAUCAUUUUAAGUUGUGUGACAUGAGACUCGGUUAUCGGGUUCCCUGUAGAUCUUGACUCUAGGGUUGGCUCAAUUGCUUAUUGCCGCUCAUGGACAGAUUUGCUAAGACAUGAUGAGCUCAUGCAAACCUGCAUCAAAGUUUUAGUUGGGCUGAGCCUGGGGUCGGGCAUACUGCUGUGCCUCUUUGGGUCUACACUUUUCUGCCUUCUUUUCUGCUUGUUUUGCCUGUUGUGUGCAUACGUAUAUGCAGUUGACCAAGACAUGGUCAUGUAACUAUGUAUGCACUGUCGUCUUACCGCAGCAGAUGAUGUGUUGAAAACGCCGGCAUGAGCUUGCAUAACCUAGCUCACACCCUUCGACCUAUCGCCAUGACCUUGACUGCCUCGGAUGCGUGCCCCUCUUUCGCAUCAUCUCCCACACGUCCAACCAAGACAUGUCUUUGUUCGCCGUGAUGCAUGUCAAAAAGGCAAAUGAAGUUGUGGUGUCGUUCAUAAUUUUGCCUUCAGUGGCGUGGUAUUUGUAAUUUCAGAUACAGAUAAAAUCGCCAAACUUUGUUAACCCCAGUUACUCCAAAGAAAAAAAUGCCAGGCGGGAAAGCUUCUACUCAAACACAAAUGGCAUCGUCAGCCCAAACUUCAAAAACCCCCCCAGUAAUGGUGCCACCGUGGUCUGCUGUGCCGGUAAUACUCCACGCCCUAGUUAUGCAAUGGUCGUGAUGUUCGUAGAAAUCGUAAUAUGGAUUUUUGUAGCAUACUCAGCACCUGGAGAUAAGUGCUCACAAUUAACGUAUUGGCCAUUUGUAGUCGCUUAGUAUGGUGGAGGGAAAUUAUAGGCACCCGGCAUUGGCGGCGGGAUAGCCCCAAAGUUAGGCCGUCUCAUUUGAGGGCCGGGAGUUCGGCGAUCGGGUCGGGGCAUGGGAGGCUCCUGUGGAUGCAUCUGGCCUGGAUCACCACGAUAUCCUGGAGGUGCUACUACAGCAGAGGCACCGGGAGGGGCAGUACCGCUUCGACGAUUCACUUUUCGCGAGCUUGAUAACGAGCCCAAUGGCGGAUCCUUUACGGCCGGCUCAUCCUCCGCCGGUAGUGUGAGUUCAACAAGUCCAAAGAAAUAUUCCAAAACUUCAGGAUACCGUUGUACGCUCGCUUGCCAGUCUUCGUCAAUUCCACGUUUGAGGGACGCUUGCGCUUCAGCAACUUGUGUCGGAUGAGGCGGUGCGUGGUAGUAGUGAUAGGCGUGGGCAGUAAUUCGAUCCAUAUGCGCAGCAUGGGCAGUUUUUCGUUGAUCAGUUAGGAGGCGGAAGUAUUCAAGUAUGUAGUCUUGUGCAUGCCCUCGGACCCAAGAACUAUGGAUUGAUAGUCAGAACUGCUUCGCAGCGUGAUGGGAGGGCAAAAUUAUGUACCGUAUUUCAUUGUAUAUCGACCG